AUGAUACCUCUGGAAAUCGUCGAGCACAUCCUGUCAUAUCUCGAAAACGCCGACUUCAACACUCUACGCGCUUGUGCGCUUACCUCUCGGCUCUUCGUUCACGGCUCUAGAAAACUUCUCUUCAGGACGUUUGAUCUCAGGGAUUGCGCUCGAUAUCGCCCAUCACACGGCUUCGACUCCAGCUGGCUGCGCAGUCGAUACAUCCAUCGAUUUAUCACACUCUUGAGGACAAGCCCUCAUCUGAUCCCAUACAUCCGUAACAUAAUUAUUGUGACCAUGCUUGGAGAUGCAGCUGGCUGGCUGGAGGAAUCAACCCUUCCGUCGAUACUGCUCGACCUCCUCUCUCAGGCUCAAAUCACCGUGUUCACCUUGGGCUGCGACGAUCCCAAUGCGGUCAAUUGGCAGACACUGCAUGGAUCGCUACAGCGAUCUAUCCGCGUUCUGCUUUCAAGACGAACGGUGGUGGACCUUCGCUUAUGGAACGUUGAUCAAAUUGCUCUUGACGUUGUCGCUCUCUUCAGCGGCCUCAGGCAGCUGACGGCCACGCAGCAGGAGCUCCCACGGGCAGACAAGACAGCGCUCGAACACCUAGAGAUUGCGCGGUGUGGCGCCCACCUAUCAGCGCUACUGCAAGAACGGCCACCUGCCACAGAUUGGGUCCCCUUCACCCUUUCAGGUCUUCGCUCCGUUACGCUUCGCCCGCUUGAUAUCAAUGACGAGCCGGGCGACACGGUCUACUACGAGGGCUACGAAGUGAUUCUGUGGAAUCUCAUCGGAAUCUGUGCAGCAGAUUCCCUGGAGAAGCUGGCAGUUGUGCAACACAAUACAGCGUCUCUUCUCGUCUUCAAUCAGUCGCAUAUUCAGCCAGAUAUCGUCGUGGAAGUCCUGAGCCUGAGCAGGCUGGAGAACCUCACCGACUUCAUCUGCACAGCACGCAUUCCAACUGAGUACCUCAAAAGCAUCCUAACCACAGACCCAGAGGGUGAAGAAGAGAAUGAACAGGAAUAUAGCGGCGGUGACGAAGAUUCCGACCACACGCCCUCCACCGACCCACUAAAGCGGCUAGAGGCCGUCACAUCCGCCUUGCGCCCAUGCACUGGGCUGUUGGAAACCGCACCUAAAUCCCUCCGAAGAAUACAAAUCAACCUCGAUUUCUACGGCUUUACCUGGCGCGAGAUGAAGGAGCCUUUGCAGCUUUUCAGCUACUGCGGGGUCGAGGAGGAGCAGAUCCCCCCUGACACCGAGUGCCCGUGGUCCUUGCUAGACGACGUCCUGGAAGAUCUUACAGGGACGCUCCCGAAUUUGGAGUACAUCCACCUCUUUGUUCGCGUUCCGGACAUUGAGCACUUCGCGGACGAGGAUACCGACGAGGAGAUGGAGCCACCGCCGCCCGAUUUUCAUCAUGCAGAGCUGGGAGAUGACAUGGAAGAGGUGAAGAGGAUAUUCGGGCAUUUGCAGGACCGCUUCGCACACUCUCGACAACUCUCCAACAGCCAGUUUCGGAUUGCAAUGAUAGAUGCGGACUUGGGGUCCUUGGGGAUAGGGGAUGCGGAGAUCAGUCACUAUGUAUCCGCAGACCUACAUGCUUACUUCUUGUAG
Molecule: messenger RNA, 1599 nt
Organism: Cyclocybe aegerita
Lineage: Eukaryota; Fungi; Basidiomycota; Agaricomycetes; Agaricales; Hemipholiotaceae
Source: the annotation of a GenBank genome assembly